Messenger RNA from Ziziphus jujuba (common jujube), 885 nucleotides. RefSeq lists its product as uncharacterized. The coding region runs from base 16 to 441 and encodes 141 amino acids. The transcript is spliced from 5 exons. Lineage: Eukaryota; Viridiplantae; Streptophyta; Magnoliopsida; Rosales; Rhamnaceae. The record is from RefSeq and is a predicted model, not a curated record.
AGGGCCAUUUUAUAAAUGAAGAAGAUAGCUACAUACGAAUAUAAAAGCAUACAUAUCCAUGGCAGAAAGACGAGAAUCCCAAUCGUGCAGUCGUGCUGUCAUCUUGCUCUUCAGAACUUUUUCUUCGUUGAAGAUCUGCAAAGAGUAACUACUUCUUCAUCUCUCAUGGAGGAUCGUAAGGAGAAGAACGCGCCAUGGCUAUCAGUGCCGCAGUUUGGGGACUGGGACCAGAAGGGUCAAGUACCAGACUACUCUCUUGAUUUCUCGAAAAUCAGGGAAAUGAGGAAGCAAAACAAGAGGGAUGUAUCCAGAGCAAGUCUUGGAAAUGAAGAAGAGCUCAUUUCUUCAAAUUCCACCACCGCAAACAGUACUGUCCACAGUGAUCACCACCCGGAUUACCAUGAGAACCAACACUCUCCAUCUGCCACACUCAGUCUGUGAUUCACAUGCACCAGCUGUUUUAGGCCUUAUGAUAAGGACGAGGCGGAGCAUUUUCAGUUACUUCAAUUGUUGUGUGAAAGCCUGAAAAAUUGGAGAUUACUUUCGAUUUUGUAUGUCUUUUUUUUUCUCUUUUUUUUUUUGGUUAUAAUUUUCCCUUUUCUUCUUUAACUCUCCAUGACUCUUAAUCAGUUUAUAUUCAUUCAGGUUUGUAAUGUAUUGGUGGUUUCAAGUGGCAACUGAUUUUUUUUUUUUCUUUUCUUUUUUUCCUUGGGUCCUUUGCUUUUUAAGUAUGUAUUAAAUCCCUUAAGAAUUUGCAACAUUGCAAUAGCAUGAAAGAAGAAUGUAAAUCAGCCAAGCCGAACUGAAUAUUAUAAUUUUUAAGUUUGGCUUAUAUAAAUUUUUUAGUGAUCAUUUUAUGAUUAUAAAGUUAUGGAAUAUCCUGCA